Linepithema humile (Argentine ant) is the source of this 1629-nucleotide messenger RNA. RefSeq lists its product as uncharacterized. Gene Ontology annotation, molecular function: nucleic acid binding. NCBI's taxonomy places the organism in Eukaryota, Metazoa, Arthropoda, Insecta, Hymenoptera, Formicidae. The record is from RefSeq and is a predicted model, not a curated record.
UUGCCAAAGCCAGCGGGUGACCGGAGUCUCGAAGCAUUAGGUUUGACAUACUGACCGUUGCAGUUAUUUAUUCUCAAAAUAACCGUCGAAAAGUUCAGUGUAACAAGUGUUAGGGUUUUUUUAUUAAUGAAAUGGUCAGGACUCUUAUACAGCGAUGGAAGAAGAAUUGGAUAUCAAAGAGCCGCUAAUGUUAACUCCUUUGAAGAAAAACAAACGUGGCCAGCUCAUCCACAGUAGUCAGAAGCUCCAGAUUAUUAAUUUACACAAGAAAUUGAAGAAAGAAAAUCCAAAAAUUUUAAAUAAAGAUGCUGUUGCUCAAUUAGCAAAAGAGACGGGUAUUGGUGCUUGCAGCAUAAAAAAUAUAUUGUUGCAGUAUAAGCGCACAGGUGCGAUUUCAACCCCAAAUAAACAGAAACGUCGCCUAACUUUCAAAGAAAAAAUCGAUGAAUUUGACAAGAGUACUAUUAGGAGAAAAGUUCACGAAUUUUAUUUCAAUGAUGAAUUACCAACGUUGAACAAAGUUCUGCAAGCUGUAAAUGCUGACGAAAAUCUCCCAAAUUUUAAACGAUCGACCUUUCACUUAUUGUUAAAGGAACUAAAUUUUACAUAUACUUGCCGACACCACCAUAGAAUCCUGACAGAGAGAGAAGAUCUAAUUGUUUGGAGAAGAAACUAUCUAAGAACUAUCAAGAGAUAUCGAGAAGAAGGUCGGCAAAUUUAUUACCUGGAUGAGACUUGGGUUAAUGUCGAUGACGACACGCAUACAAUUUGGAUAGAAGAAACAGUUAAACCCAAGAAGGGCGCAUUUCUCCGAGGGUUGUCUGAGGAGCCAACUAAUCCAAGCGGAAAAGGCAAACGAUUAUUAAUUGUUCUGCAUAUUGGCAGUGCUGCUGGUUUCGUUCCUGGUGGGCUUCUAUGUUUCGAAUCAAAACAUACGGGGGUUUAUCAUGACGAAAUGAACGAUACAUUUCUUGAAUGGUUCAAAAGUAUUUUACCAUUGCUAGACAACAAUGCUGUUAUUGUCAUGGACAACGCUCUAUAUCAUUCUGUGAAAGUGGAAAAACUGCCGAAUACUUCCUGGAAAAAAGCCGAAAUAAUGAAAUGGUUAGAAGGUAAAGGAAAAGAAAUAUCGGAGACUAUGGUAAAGGCCGAACUUUUGCAAGUUGUUGCACUACAAAAAAACAAGUUUGAUAAAUAUGUCAUAGAUGAAAUGGCAAAACAGGACAAUAAAACGGUUCUUAGAUUACCUCCGUAUCAUUGCGAACUUAAUCCAAUUGAAAUGGUAUGGUCAAUGGUUAAAGAAUACGUUAAGAGUAAUACGGAUUCUUUUGAAAUACAAGAUGUAAAACUAUUAGUUGAACAAGGUGUUAAUCGGGUAACGUCUGAACAUUGGAGUAAUUUUAUUAGGCACGUUAGAAAUGAAGAGAAAAAGAUGUGGGAGAUCGACGAUAUAGCUGAUAAAAUGAUUGAUAGUAUAUCUCCAUUACUGAUUAUCACAAACGAAACAGAUUCUGAAAUCUCUGAUAGCGAUUAUUAAUCUUGCAUGUCAAUCUCGUAUGUAAUAUUAUUAUCUACAUGUUUUUUGACUUCUAUGUGAUAUUAUUAUAAUUUUUAUGUUAUCUUUGUAUA